This is a messenger RNA of Diachasma alloeum, 1938 nucleotides long. RefSeq names its product probable ATP-dependent RNA helicase Dbp73D (gene Dbp73D). Gene Ontology annotation, molecular function: nucleic acid binding; ATP binding. The record is from RefSeq and is a predicted model, not a curated record. The coding region runs from base 49 to 1866 and encodes 605 amino acids. NCBI's taxonomy places the organism in Eukaryota, Metazoa, Arthropoda, Insecta, Hymenoptera, Braconidae. Gene Ontology annotation, cellular component: nucleus. The transcript is spliced from 4 exons.
CGUGAAUAUAUAUAGUGACCAUAACCACCAAAUAUAAAUAAAUAUAAAAUGGAUCUUUUUGUUGUAAACAGAUACGAGGGUGACGAGUCUGAGCGUCCUGAGUCCCCUCAAGACCACCUCUCAGAGCUGCUAAAAAAGAUAGAGCUCCGAAAGCAGCAGAAAUCAGCAAUUCCCCCCGAAACCCCCGAGGAAGAGCCCCCCAGGAAGAAGAAAAAGCGCAAGAAAUCGACUCCCCUGAUCCCCACAGACGAAACCUCACCCCCUCCUUCGGCGUCUGGAGCCCCUGAGGUCCCCUCCCCAGCCCCUCCCAAAGUGCAGAAUAAAAAAGAGCCAGCAGGAGCCAACAAUUUCACAAUCCUGGGAGUUCCAUCAAAACAAAAACCUAAAGCAGUGGCGAGAGUCCUUCCAGAAUGGCUGGCCCACCCCGAGAUAAUCUCAGCUGAUCUAUCAACAGGUCCAGAUGUCGAUGAGCUCAGGGGAAAGCUCGACGACAGAUUGAUCGACAUUUUGAAGUCGAAUGGAGUGAAGAGGCUCUUUCCAGUGCAGGCAAAUCUCAUCAAUUGGAUGUUGAAAUGCAGUGAGGACAGGGUGAUGGGAUUUUGGCCACGAGACACAUGUGUUUCAGCCCCCACUGGCAGUGGCAAGACCCUGGCAUAUGUUCUGCCGAUAAUUCACCAGCUGAGGAACAGAUUUGUGCAGAGGAUCAGGUGCCUGGUGGUCCUCCCUGUCCAGGAGCUGGCGGCUCAGAUCUUCAAGGUCUUCCAGACCUACGUCUCAACGACGGAUUUGAAGGUGGGGUUGAUAUCUGGAGCGAGCUCCUUCGAGGCUGAACAGGAGAAUCUAGUCGAGAGGACGAUGAGGGGGGAGCUGGUCAGUCGAGUGGAUAUUGUUGUGGCUACUUCUGGGAGAUUGGUGGAUCACAUACUGAAGACCGAAGGAUUCUCGUUGGAGGUGCUGGAGUUUCUGGUCAUUGAUGAGGCUGACAGGACCACUGAGUGGCUCAGGCAUAUCCCAAUGCCCCAUCGGUGUCCACCGACUUUGACUCUUAGGAAUUGGAGGGCCUGUAAAAUCCCACCAGCCCAAAAAUUACUAUUCUCCGCAACAUUAUCCCAAGAUCCCGAGAAAUUGAGUCGUUUGGGGCUGUUUCAUCCAAUUCUCUUCACAUCAGUUGUGAUAACAGACAAAGACGAUGAUGUAGAUCUUGACAAGGAAACUGGUGAAUUUGUGGGAAGAUACACAAGUCCAAAUGAAUUGAUUGAGCGUGCGGUCGAGUGUGCACCUGAAUACAAACCAGUUGCACUAGUUAAAUUGAUCACGUCUCGACAGCCAAUUGAGAAGACCCUGGUAUUUACCAAUUCUGGGGAAGCUUCACAUCGGCUUGCUGUACUUCUGAGGUUCAUGCUGGCGGAUAAAAAUGCUGUUGUUGACGAGUUGUCGGCUAAAUUGCAGUCGAAACAGAGGACUGAGAUGUUGGAGAAGUUUUCUGAGGGGAAGAGUCAAAUCUUGGUGAGUUCAGAUGCAUUGGCAAGAGGGAUGGACAUAGCAGGAGUUAAAUUAGUCGUAUCCUAUGAUCUACCAAAGCACAUAAAGGGCUACAUUCACAGAGCUGGACGUACUGGACGCGCUGGAUUACCAGGAACUGCUAUUUCAAUACUCACGUCCAAUCAGGUUUCUGUCUUCUCUCGAAUGCUCACUGCUGCCCACAAAGCAUUACCUCCCAUUGACCAGUUUGAAUCGCUUGAGUCCGUUGCUGAGGCUAUGAAUUAUCAGGCGCAUGUGGAGAAACUCAAGGAAUUUAUUGAGAACGAGAGAACAAAGGAAAUUAAACGGAUCAAAGCAAGGCGCAAACGUGGACGUAAAAAUUAAUUAAAUCAUUGUAAAAUGCUCCGACACUCGACGAUGUAAGAUUGAUAAUAAAAAACAGUGUUUCAACAUCGA